Molecule: messenger RNA, 2599 nt
Organism: Thermothelomyces thermophilus ATCC 42464
Lineage: Eukaryota; Fungi; Ascomycota; Sordariomycetes; Sordariales; Chaetomiaceae
Exons: 4
Coding region: 684-2144 (486 amino acids)
Source: RefSeq, a predicted model, not a curated record
CGGCUUCCUCCUGUUGUUCCCUUCUGUUGUGAAGUCGGCCUCGACGAAACUCGCUCGCCGAGACAGGCAAAGCAGAAAAUUGGCUCCUUCUCCCGAGCGCCCCCCUCUCUCCUGUAACCGGGACCUGCAGGCCGAGGCCGCUUUCCGGGCCGCCGAGAUUUUACUAGCAACCAUCCAGAGUCACCCCAUCACUCCGCUGGGCGUCUAAGUGCCCUUCGCGAGUCGCCGAGCUUGAUUGGCACCUUGGCGCUCCGUCCUAUCAGCGACUUCUUCCGCCCGGCACACCACAAUCCCCUGCUCAGUCGGAUCCCCUCUCGACUUGCUCAACGCGGACCUGGUGCGUUCCAUCGGGUGGGCAGAGCGGCUAUUCAAAACCAUCACCACCCCAGAGGGCGCCGCUGCUCCGGGAUCCCUCUUCCUUCUCCCAGCUGGUCUCAUAUCAAAAUUCUUCCUUGAUUCCCUUCGGAACCCCCCAAGCUUGCCACCGGCUUCAAAGUGCUUCCCACCUCGUGCCUGUCCCGCCGUGCAACGCUUGUGUUGAGGAAGUGAAGACAGGUCUCUUCCUUCCUCUGUUCUUUCUCUAGCAUUUACUCUACACCCAAAUCAGAAAGAAGAAAAAGGAACAACAACACCAAUAACAAAGAAGGCGACUGACUACGUAUUCGACCCCGUUGUCGCCGACCAUGGGUCUCGAGGAGAAGAAGCGGCCAGCGGCCCUCAAUCUCACGCCUGCCCGCACCAUGUCGGCUACCUCGGUUUCCUCAACAGACUCCAACUCCACAUCGUCAUCACUAGCAAAGCCACCAAGAACGCCACGGUUUGCCGAAGCGACAGCCGUCCACUCGCCAGUUGAGCCGCAAAAGAUGCCUUUCUCCGACAGGCCUCAAGAGUCCCAAGCGCAACCAGGAGAUUCGCCACUGAAGAGCGCAAUGAAGGUACCGGGGACGCCAGGUCGCGCCCUGCAGAACCCCCUGAGCCCGACUUUCAGGGAGGAGCAGAUCUUGGAGGAUAAAGAGAAGGCGACCGAGAAGGAGCAGGCAAGGGAUCUGAAAAUCAAGAUACGGGUGCGGAUGGCCAAGUUUGCGCUCCGUGGGGUCAACUUCAGCUGCAGUCUGAUCAUCCUCGCCAUGAUCUCGUCGUCCUUUGCCAUCUUCAACGCUACCAAGCACCUUCCGGCCAUGAGCGGCCUGCCUCCAUGGGCCGAGAACACCAACGCGUGGCCGCAGAAGGUCGUGCUGGCCUGCUCCUGCGUGUCGCUGCUGAUCUGCAUCGCCGUCUUCGUCGGCUACUGCCGCGGCGGCCACCGCAGGGCCGAGAAGGUGGGCGUCUACUACACCCUCUUCGCGGUCGGCUGGUUCAUCUUCAGCAUGGCCAUGUGGGCCAUGGCCGCCGGCGUGCUCCAGGUCAGCCGGAACAACAGCAACAACAAGGACAUGUGGGGCUGGGCCUGCGUCGAGAACCGCCGGUCGACCCUGUUCCAGGACAAGGUGGACUACGCGCUGGUCUGCCGCCUGCAGGACUGGACGCUGAUCUGCAUCAUCAUCGAGCUGGUCGUCGAGGUCAUCAGCAUCACGCUCUACAGCAUCAUCUUCUACCGCUACUGGUCCAAGCGCAAGCUGCGCAAGUCCAUGGACAUGCGCGACAAGGCCCGCUCCGACCUCUACCUCGCCCAGCUCCGCACCCAGUCGGCGCCCAACACGCCCGGCUUCGGCCCCAAGUCGCCCGCCUUCUCGCAGUACGCCCUGUCCCCGCGCUUCCCGCCGUCGGCCUACAAGUCCCUCAACGACAUCGACGAGGAUGCCUCGCCCUUCACUCCGGGCGGCAACCGCCUGAUCGUACCCCAGUCGUCCUUCUCGCCCGCCCAGGCCGGCUUCAAGCUCCAGGCCCCGCCCGCCAAGGCCAACCCGGCCACGCCGGCCACGCCGAAGGCGGGCUACAAGCCGCCCACCGCCGCCGACUUGUCGCCCUCGACCGCCACCGCCGUCGCACCCGCGCCCCCGGUCCACGUCAACGAGCCCGCUCCUGUUGCCGAGGGCGAGCAGCAGUAUGAGGCCGUCCCCAUCCCGGGCGCCUACGCCGGGCAGGUCAUCAAGAGCCCGCCGCCGGUGCAGACGACCUUUAACCUUCCGGGGCGGAGUGAUUAAAAUGGACUGACGUGUCCAUUUCACUCCUUUACAUUCUUUCUUCUUUUUCUUCUUCUGUGGAUCUGCUGCCGCGGCUCUACCCCGUCCUUCCCGGGUUUCAUCUUUCCUUUAUUUUUAUUUUUCUGUGUGUUUUUUUCUUUCAUCCCCUCUUCUUAUCUCUGAGGUUUGCUGGACAUUUCGUGGCGUUGCGGGCAAAUACCAAACAAAGCGGGCUGGAACUCUUUCGACUGUGGAUUGGGCGACUUAGGUCUCUAAUAUGUUGCUGCUGGGGCAUGUUAUAUCAGCAGCGCUCGGCAUUGGCAAUGGCGGAGGGUCGGCGGACGACGACAACAAUGAGUGGAUGAGAGUCUAGACAGAUACCGAGAUCCGAAUAGGAAUACCGUUGGUCAGUCAACUCAACCGUCCUUGACUUUGUGAGCCGUGGUCCGAGACCGGCCUCGCCCGUGUUUGUCACC